This is a messenger RNA of Exaiptasia diaphana, 1411 nucleotides long. Its product is annotated as glycolipid transfer protein. Gene Ontology annotation, cellular component: cytoplasm; cytosol; membrane. The transcript has 5 exons. The record is from RefSeq and is a predicted model, not a curated record. Lineage: Eukaryota; Metazoa; Cnidaria; Anthozoa; Actiniaria; Aiptasiidae. The coding region runs from base 128 to 727 and encodes 199 amino acids. Gene Ontology annotation, molecular function: ceramide 1-phosphate binding; ceramide 1-phosphate transfer activity. Gene Ontology annotation, biological process: intermembrane lipid transfer; ceramide transport.
UCCAUACCGUUGGUGCAUAUUCGAGCACAGGUGACUCCUAGUGUGUUGUUUGAUUCACGAAAUCUUAUAAUCGCCGCGAUUUCCUUGUACAGUUUGGACCCGCCGUGUCUAGAUUGAAUACUCCAACAUGUCGUUYUUCUCUGAGGCCAAGUUUAGAUUCAAGGAAGUGUCAGARGAUGGAAAAAUUGAGACGGAUUCGUUUCUGAAGGCRUGCUCCGAAAUUGUACCAUUUUUCGAUGUAUUAGGUCCAACAACAUUUGCACCUGUAAAAAUGGAUAUUAAUGGCAAUAUCAAGAAACUCAGAGGAUUCUAUGACUCAAAUCCUCAGAAAUUCAGAACCCUACAAGACUUAGUGGAUAGUGAAAUAAAUGCUAGAACAACAAAGGCAAAAAACUCUGCUACUGAUGCCCUACUUUGGCUUAAAAGGGCUAUGCAAUUUAUUUUAACAUUUCUCAAAAAAGUCUUGACGGGUGAACCUGAUUUGGUGAAAUGUGCUAACAUUGCCUAUGAAAGAACCUUAAARCAAUAUCAUAACUUUAUCGUCAAAGGGAUUUUUAAUCUUGCAGUAAAAAGUGUUCCAUACCGUAAAGACUUCAUAGCCAGCCUUGGGAGAGGAGUAGCAGAUGAAUUAGUGGUAUUGGAGGAGAUGCAGGCCUUUGUUGAUGAACUUGAUGCUAAUAUAGAUAUUAUUCAGGAAUAUUACAGUAAUAAUGGGCUUGAUCUUUAACACUUACCUGUAAAUUUAUUGAAAUUAAGCACAAGUCUAAUUUAAUUUUAAUCUAUUUGCAUGGGAGAUGCACCAUCUUGUCAGAUGAUGUGUACUACAGUCAACUUUUGCUGUGUAGACUUUCUGAUAUUGUAACCAUUCUAUGAUAUCCUGAGGGUGUCUGUUAUAACUGAGUGUUGACAGACCCCAGAAAAACAACUAAUUAAAUUUCUUUUGUUGCUUAACUUUUUAUAACUUUUCUUCCUGAGAAGGAAAAAAAAAGACUAAAUAAAAUAGGUAGAGAUUAUCCCAUUUUGGGACUGUUUCACAAAACUUUUCGAAAGACUGAGAAUUUAAGAAAGCUUUCGCAGUGAAUGGAAAAGUAAAAAAUGAAUAAAAAAGAAAAAAAUGGUAAUGAAAAAGGAAUAUUACAUUAUUUAAUGGGAGCCCUUUCAUGAUCUUGUAAAAAAAAAACACAAUUAUAAAUUUGGAAGGAUGCUAUCAGCAUAACUUUGUAUCAGUUUCCUGAUAGCUGAAAACUGAGGUGAUAUUGCAAAGCAAUAAAAAAAAAUUGAUUUAACUUAGGCAAAGUUUUGAUCAAGAAAUCUGAAGGRUUGUAUUUGUAAAAUAUUGAAAGGGAAGCUGUAUGCAAACUUUAAUAYGCAAUAAUAUGGGAGUAAAUUAAAAUGAUUUUGACUUACUUGA